AUGGCAGAGCAGAGCAGCCGCGAUGUGGUAGAUCAGACCCUGUCGGGCGGCGACCCUUCGCCUUCCGACGUUCCUGCGAGCACCAACGACAAGCUAUCUGCUGGAGGGGACGCGGGGAAGACCGAACAUAUCGCUAUGAACACUACAUCCAAUACUGCAACCCCGAACGGUCAUGAAGCAACAAAAACGUCUGAUUCACAGGGAGAGGGAGCUGGCAGCGACAAGGAUCCCGGAAGCCGUACAACGAAUACCGGAAUCGUUGCGACCAGAGUACUUGAACUCAACGGGCUGGCAUCUGCUUCGGACGGCGGAGACGACACAGCUUCACAGGGUGGCUCAGAAUCGGAUGCGAGCCGAACGGAUAGCAGGAACCACAUGCGCAAUGGCUCCGUGAAAAAGCUAAACUCGUUCAAGCCGGUGUCUUUCGCAAAGCAGAAAUUCUCAGUGCCCAAAGUUCCAGGUGCUCCCGCACCUCCCAAGGCGCCAGAGAAAACUCCAUCCACCUCUACGACGCCGCUAGGAACCCCACAACCAAGCACUCGUCCGCGCUUGGUCGCAAAGACAACACUCGGGAUGCGUGAUUCACUUUCCAAGAAUGGAGCCGGCGGGGCUAACCCUAGCGGAUCAGGGCCAGAUCCAAAUCAGGUCUGGAACAAAAACAGACCUGUUGCGCCACCUCCACCCAAGCAUUUGACGGACGAAGAGUUGAAACAGCAAUAUGGAAUUCAUAUGACUUCUCGCAUUCAAGAGGACGGGGCUGUGAGCUCUGAAGCCAAGUGGGCUGACAUUGAUGACGACGAGGAUGAUUGGGCUCCUGAAACGAUCGAAUGGACAGAUGGAACUAAGGUGAAUCUAACGCAUUCUCAUACUGACCCCCCACCGGGUCCGAGCCAGCCUGUCCAAAGUCAACCCGAGCCCAAAGAACCUCCCAAAGAAGCACCCAAAGAAGCACCCAAAGAAGCACCUGUGGCGCCAAGGGUCCAACCAGCACCAAAGCCCACCACCUUCGUCGGACCUAACCCGACAAUCCUGAAACUUGGCGCGAACGCAGAACGUCAAGCGAGGACUGCAAGUGCAUCCUUAAAAGGCGCGAACGAUAAGGUUCCUUCUAGCUCGACAAGCCCAGCACCCCCAUCCAAAUCUCCAUGGGCCCCUCUGCCUCCUGUGGAGAGGGUAUCUCCAGCCAAUGGUCCGAUGCCACCCCAGCAACCACGCAUGCCCGUGAGGCAUCACGCCCAGAGGGAUGAUGGCCUCCACGCACCGCCGAAGGAGAUUGCGGCAGAUGACUUCAACCGAACUUGGAAAGAGGUCCAACCCGGGGCCCCCCGAGAGCUCUUCAACUCGCGCUCUGGCCAAUAUGAGCCUGUGCCUGACAACCGGAGACCUUCUUGGCGCCAUGACCAGCAUCCGAAUCCCCGUGCCCCGGCGGUAUUGCAGAGAGCGAACGAUCACCCAAGCGGGCCGGCAGAGCCAUCUGCUGCUUUCCAGACCUACCGGUCGAGCCACCAAGAUGGCAUGGGCUGGGGUGGUCGUCGACGUACGUCGUCAAAUGUGAGCGGUGGAAGCGGGGGGUUCGGUCGCAGAAUGUCUUUCAAUCGACAUGAUGCACCUCCCAGAAUGUAUGAUGGACGCCGGGGUUCCCAAACAAUAAUGGACCCCGCGUUGAUGGGCCCCGAGCAGCAACAGCACCAGUACCCUGGCAAAGAGGAGCAUCUGUCGUCUGGGCCGAACGGGACGAUUCCACGGCCUGUCGAAAAUGUUCAUGUGGAGGCACCUCCAGAGGUACAGCCAGUGGCUCCUCCGCAAGAGGACCCGGUUGUUCUGCAGGAGCGCAUCAUGAAGGAGAAGCGCUUAGAGGCGAGACAGCGCAGGAUUGAACAGGAGGAGAAGGAAGAAGCUGCCAAGAAAGAGCGGAUCAGACAACGGCUUGAGGCCAUGGGGCCUGCGCCAGAGAAGAAAGCUCCAGAGGCGCGCACACCUCCUGCCCCUUCGUCCCAACCUGUGUCUCAACCUCCCCCUCACCACGCACCUCCCACUUCGCAACAAUCCACUCACCCCAUCUCUCCACCUCCUAAACCUCCCGUCCCAGAGCCUACUGGCGCACCGAAGCAGUAUGGAAUGAUGAAAGUGCAUCAUCCAGACUCUGUCAAGAAACUUGUUGGUGCUCACGAUCGGCCCUCUGACAACAAGCACUUCACUCGACGCGUGUCUUCUCCCAACCAGGAACCUCCACGCGAACCACUCGCACCCCACUCUCCUGUCAAGUCAAACGGUCAACCCGAAGAACGGUGGCAGCAAGGCAACUUGAAAGUGUCUACCUCGCCCUGGUCUCAUCCAAGCAUACCUACAACCUCUCCCACAAUCAAGAAUCCGUGGAAACCAUUGGGUAGUGAUCGCACACCCACUCUCGGAAACGGCAUCUUCGACCAACCUCUCGGUUUCUCUUCCCGCGAGAAUUCUCUGCGUCAACUUGGAUUUGAUCAACCAACCAUGGCUAACCCUCCAAACUUUGUUGCUGCACCCCCAGAGCAAGCUGCAUGCCUACCCUCACCCGAGGCCCGCCACGCCGCAUUUGACCCUUUGCAUCCCAUCAGCCGCCCUGGGCCGAUUGGACCACCGAACGCCCAACAGCCCCGUGGAGUGGAGGCAUGGAGAUCGUUUGCGCAAAAUGCGGGCGAAUCCGAACGCCAGGACCAGAAGAACUUCAUGGAGCAUUUCCACAAGACACACCAGAAGGGUGAGCAUAUCACAGCUCCGGCAUCCUUCGACCAAACCUGGAAACAAAUCAAAUCUACCAAGGAUGGCAGACGUGUGGUGAACGCAGUCUCUCACACAGUCGUGAGCAAGGACGAAUCGACCCCAGAGCCAGCCGUGCAACCGCUAUCUAACCCGUUGGCUGGCGCCGCCCCUGUGGACGGGCUUCCAUCGUCAGAUAUCAAUCGCUCAGGCCCCAUUCCCGUUCGCAGCUCUCGGUUCUUCCCCUCUGCCACCGAGCAGCAGCCCAAACGCCAGGUCGUCGGGAAGGAGCGCAGUAGCAGCCCUUCGCCUCCUCCCCCCGAGGAGGUUUCAAGCCACCCGGUUUACUUCGGAGAUUUGAGCCGUCCCCACGUGCAUCUCCCAAUUCCUAAGCCUGUCGUGAAGCUUCCACCAAAGGUUGUCAGUGCCCCUGCUCCUCCGCCCACAUUUGCUUCUAUGGCAGCCGCUCCACCACGCAACGUGAUGCCUUCAGCUCCCACCGCCAUCUCGUGGCAAGAAAAAAUCAACAGUCUCUUCAAAGGAACCAAUAAGAAUGUCCUCGCCGUAACCCCCGCCACAAAGGAAGCCUUGCCAGUUCACACCGCUGCAGUAUCAGUCUCGAUUCCUCGAACAAAGCUCGAGUCAUCACAGAAAGGAGACGGUGAUAUUGCGGUUGAACAAGUUGAGAGACAGGACGAAAUGUUUGAAGACCGUGAGCCUGGCUCGUUGCCUGCCGUUCGAGUUCCCAGCAUGGCACCUCCUAAUUCAUGGGGGCCACUUCCUCCCCUGCGUCAGCUUCGCAAGAACAUCAAGCAGGUUCAUGCCCAGAGCACUCCUUCAUUCCCAGUUGGCCUGGCUGAUCGCGAUACCCAUGGCAAUGUGCGAGCUACAGUUCUCCUUCCAGAUGGGGGUGAGCCUGUAGUGUUCCUCAUUCCACGCAAAGCCGCCCCGCAUCGACCUCGCAACAAUAACAACACCCGACCCCGCAAGGGCAUUAGCAAGUCGGGGGAGGCACCCAAAGCCAAGUUUGAGAAGUCUGCUUCCACCACAGGAUCACGACAGCAGUCCAAUAAGACGAGCUGGGGCCCCUCUUCACAUUAG
Penicillium olsonii is the source of this 3837-nucleotide messenger RNA. Lineage: Eukaryota; Fungi; Ascomycota; Eurotiomycetes; Eurotiales; Aspergillaceae. The record is from the annotation of a GenBank genome assembly.